CAACUUGAAAAAGAAACUAAUGAAAUUCUAGAAGAAUUGGCAAAUUAUGUGAAGAAAGAAAGAAACACGCAAUUUCUAAACAGAAGAAAACUUUCGGAAGCGAAAACAGCAUUACGAUUUAAUGAACAGGAUUUUAAUGAUCGAAUGGAAAAAAUGGUGAACUUGAAAAUAUCUUUAGAGGUCCAAGAAAGUAAACUCGAAAAAUCAGGGAAGGCUUAA
Funneliformis caledonium is the source of this 219-nucleotide messenger RNA. The record is from the annotation of a GenBank genome assembly. NCBI's taxonomy places the organism in Eukaryota, Fungi, Glomeromycota, Glomeromycetes, Glomerales, Glomeraceae.